UCUUGAUCAUUAUUUCUGUGGAGGAAACACACACUUGGUUGGCAAUGCUCAGCUCCGGGUCCAGAGUGGAGGGAAGAGGGAUGCUGUCUAUUGCCACGAUGCAGCUUGGUUGCCUGGUGCUGCUGAUGGUAGCCACUCGAGGGUGCAUUGCAGCUGUGACCGGUGCCUAUCUUGAGGAAGACACCUGUUCUUUGUCUGGAUUUCUGCCCCGAAGCUGCAAUGAAGUGAAGCAGAGGUGCCGUAAUGCCCGUGAUGGCCUGUAUUUCCUUCGCACCAAGAAUGGCGUCAUUUACCAGACCUUCUGUGACAUGACCACUGCGGGUGGAGGCUGGACCCUGGUGGCCAGUGUGCAUGAGAACAACAUGUAUGGGAAGUGCACAGUGGGUGACCGUUGGUCCAGUCAACAGGGAAACAGAGCUGACUACCCCGAAGGUGAUGGCAACUGGGCCAACUACAACACUUUUGGGACUGCAGAGGCAGCUACAAGUGAUGACUACAAGAAUCCAGGCUACUACGACAUCCAGGCCCUGGACCUGGGCAUCUGGCAUGUUCCCAACAAUAGCCCCUUGGAGAAUUGGAGGAAUAACUCCCUGCUGAGGUACCGCACAGCAGUUGGCUUCUUCCAGCACCUGGAACAUAAUCUGUUUGGACUCUAUCAGAAAUACCCAGUGAAAUAUGGAACAGGAAAGUGUUGGACUGAUAAUGGGCCUGCGAUACCUGUGGUCUAUGAUUUUGGUGAUGCUGAGAAGACAGCCUCUUAUUACUCCCCCAAUGGCCGCAAUGAGUUCACUGCAGGAUAUGUCCAGUUCAGAGUAUUUAAUAACGAGGGAGCAGCGAAUGCCUUGUGUGCUGGAAUGAAGGUCACCGGGUGUAACACUGAAAUUCACUGCAUUGGUGGAGGAGGCUUCUUCCCAGAGGGCAAUCCUGUGCAGUGUGGAGACUUCUCUGCCUUUGACUGGAACGGAUAUGGAACUCAUAUUGGAUCGAGCAGUAGCCGGGAGAUAACUGAGGCAGCUGUGCUCUUGUUCUAUCGCUGACACUGUCCUCCUAUGGGACCCACGAUUCUUCUCUCAACUACCAGGUCCCUGUGAUGGAGACUAACUUACCUAGUGUCUAGAAUGCAGUGGCUGAGCCAAGGAAAAUAAAUAAAUUUUGU
Messenger RNA from Cavia porcellus (domestic guinea pig), 1156 nucleotides. Its product is annotated as intelectin-1a-like. The transcript is spliced from 8 exons. Bases 45 to 1037 code for a protein of 330 amino acids. The record is from RefSeq and is a predicted model, not a curated record. Gene Ontology annotation, molecular function: oligosaccharide binding. NCBI's taxonomy places the organism in Eukaryota, Metazoa, Chordata, Mammalia, Rodentia, Caviidae.